AUGCGUUGUGCUGACGCAUGCGUGUGUGAGACGUCGAUGGGCGCUGACCGCUGACCGCUGAUGUGAAGCGGGCGCGAUGAGCCCCACCAGCAGGCUCGCCAGCGCCCGCCCGCCGCGUCGGCCCGCCCGCCCAGGCCCUCGCCACUAGAACGACCGAACAACCCUCGCAGCCUCCAAGCGGCGCGACCUACGCCGCCCUGCCAGUGACGUGACCGUGUGCAGUUGAAUCUUUAAAGUUAUGACACCUCAGUGCUUACUUAUGUAACUGGAAAUACCAGUCGGAAUCAAUGGAUUGUACACAGUGCGCUAUAGUUGUGAGGAGACAAGUUCCGAAGCGAUAUACGUAGCGUUCGUAUCGAACAGGUCGGGCGGGCGCCAUGCCGCGCGCGUUGUGCGGGCGCACGCGGCGGGCGCACGCGCAGGCGCAGUAGACGCGCAUGGCGGAGGGCGGCGGCGCCGGCGCCGGCACCGCGCCGGGCGGCAGCGGGGCGCCCGCGGGACAACCGCGCCAGCCGCGCCGAGGGCCCGCGCCCAUCGCCUCCUUCGACCACGACCACGACCACGACCCCUCCGACGAGGUGAGAACGCUCUCGAGUCCUGAGACGAAGCAACCGACCCGGCUGCCGGAGAUCCGCGAGGACCGAAGCCCCGGCGCGAGCGCAGACGGGCUCUGUCCACCCGAACAGCGCGCGCGCUCCGCGUCCACGCCGGGCGCGCUACAAGCGCCACCCGCGCCGCGCAUCGACAUCUCCCGCGCCUCUUCCUCCAGCCACCACGACUCGCGCGACAGCUCGCCCGAGCUGGCACUGUUCGCCGGGUCCGCGAGCGGGUCCGGCGCGGGCGCGGAGCUGGGGUUUCGCGAGGACGGCGCGCUGGACCUGCGCUCCUCCACCGAGGAGCUCGCCUUCCUGGAGCCCGCGCCCGCGCCGCCGCCCUCCGGCCCGCCGCCCGCGCGCCGUCACUCGCGCAAGGACAGCCAGGGCUCCGAGGCCGCGCUGCUGGCCGUCUCGGGCCGCACGAGCCGCCUCUCCAGCGUGGGAUCCCAGUGCUCCGCGCACUCCGCGCUCUCCGCCUUCAGCCGCACGAGCCACGUGUCCCGCCUGUCGGUCGCCUCGGGGGCGUCGCGCUCGCCCUCGCCGCACAGGAUGUUGCUCGAGACCUCCUUCUGCGGCCCGAAGCCCAUCGAGACCGACCCGGAGAUUUGCACGGCGGCCGUCGAGGAGAGGCUGAUGGAGAUGGCGAAGAUGAAUGCGGCGGAUCGGGAGCUGACGCCUUCGAUUUCAACUGUGGCAGUGCCGGUAGUGGUGACGGCCCCGCCGCCCCUGGAUGCGCGCGAUCGACGCGAGGUACGCACCGAAGCGACCGUCGAAAACGCCGCGCCGCGCCCCCCCGCCGCCCGCCCGCCGCCUGCGGACGCGGAGCCGGCGACGGUCGCACCCGCACCUGCGGUGGCACCCGCCCAACUCACCUGUGAUCCUGCUCCGCCGGCGGUCGACCCGGAGAAGAAGCAAAAAGAGAAGAAAAACCGGGCGCGGGCCGAGGAGAGGCAAGCUAGGUCCCGGGAGCGCCGGGAUCCCUCGGAUCGACGAGCGAAGAGUCAGACCAAAGAUAUCAUUCGAAUAAGAUUAAAACCGAGCGAGGAGUACGACGACGACGACGUCGAUGAUGAGGAAGACGACCGCGCGCAAGCGGUCGGGGUCGCAGCCAAACCGAUCACGCUGGCGCUGAACGAGCGGGCACCGCGCUCCGCAGAUUUAGCCUCGGAGGCGGCACCCCAGCGUCGGCCGACCCGGGACAGCAGAACACCAUCACCGACGGGGGCGGUCGUCUCGCGAAAAUCGUCAUUCUGCUCCCUGUUCAAGUCUCGGGAGACGAUCGCGUCCCCCGAGUCGCCGUCGGAUGCGCUCCGCCGGAAGAAGAGCGCGACCGACGGACGAUCGAGGAGCAGAAGCCGCGACCGCUCCACGACGCCGACGUCCGCGACCAAGAUCCGCGGCUCCGUGCUGUCAUUGUUCAGAACGCCGCGCAAGAGCGCCACCUCGCCGUCGCCGAGCUCGCGGGACGGCUCGCCCGUGGUGCAGCAGACGCGGCAGCUCGCGCCGCCCGCGGACCGCCCGCGACGCGGCGAGCGGCUCAAGUACUACGAGGACACCGCCGAGGGCAUCAUCCACAUCCCGCUGCGGACGCCGCCCGAGGAGGCGGGUGCGUCGCGCCUGUCCGACCCCGAGCGCCGCCCCAGCGCGCCCGAGCCGCGCAUCAACGAGCUCGAGCCGCGCCCCGCGUCCGCGCCGCACGCGCGCGCCCUCCACACCCCGCCCGUGUCCAGCGCCGGGCCCGCGCCCACGCCGUGCACCUCCACGCCCGCCGUCAGCACCGUGGCCGGCGAGCGCCCCAAGUCGAUCCGGAGGACCGUCCUCCCCGACGGCAGCAUCAUCAUCCCCCUUCGCUCGCCGACGGAGAGAACGCCGCCCGAGGAGAUCCUCCCGCCGGCCCCGCCCCCGAGAUCCCCCGAGGCGAGUCGGUCGAUCGACUCCGCACCCCGGCCGAGCUCCGGCGCGGCGACGACGAGCGUCGAGCGGUCGACCAGCUCGGAGACGUCGCCGGUGCCGGCGGAGACGGCGCGGCCCGAACCGGCGCUCGCGGAGAACGCCCCGAACGGGGAGCGCCCGCGCCGGCGCGAACGGAUCGUGUUCGCGACGCACGUCGGCAGCAGGGACCAAUUGUUCAGCACGCAGCUCAGCAUCACCAAGACGCCGAGCGUGACGAGCGAGAUCUCCGGCUCGCUUCCCAGCUUUCCGGAGACGGAGGAGGCUCGCGGCGGGACGGCGAGCCCGCCGGAGACGCGGGAGUCGCGGGAGUCGUCCGGCUCGGAGGCCAGCUCGGAGGCGGGCGGUGCGACGGGUAGCGGCGAGGGCUCGGCGGGCGGAGCGGGCUCGGCGCGCGCGUGCAGCGACGCGGAGGCGCGCGGGCUGGUGGUGCAGGAGUCGUUCGAGGAGGAGCUGCCGUACGUGCCGACCACCCUGCCGCAGGAGCGUCCGCGCGCGCUGCCGAUGCUGCCGGUGCGGGAGCGCGCGGCCGCCGCCCUGCGCGUGGCGCCGCUGCAGCGCCCGCGCCCGCCGCACGUGCCGCGCUCCGCGCCGCCGCCCGUGCCUGGGCCUGUGCCCUUGCCGCAAGCGACACAGCUGGCCCAGUCGUGGUCGUCGACCGGCGUGGGCGGUGCUGGCGCGGCGGAAGGCGACAAGUUGCGCAUCAAGUUGCCGCGCCGGCCCCGCACCGGCUCCGCCAGCGCCCCGCCGCGACCCGAGCGGCCAAGGACGCGCAGCGGCAGCGACGGAAUGGAGACGCGGCCGAAGACGGAAUGGAUUGACUUCUCCGAAGUGCCGGAGCGGCGAAAACAGCCCACGCGCAUCCAGACACUGCCGGCGGGGGCGGCUGCGACGGGGUCACGAGACGUGGUGUUCAACUACGUGGCGCCCGAGCACUGCCGCUGCGAGUGUCACGCGCGCGACCCGCACCUACAGGGGAGCGGGGAGUCAUGUGAGGAGCAUGCGGGAGACAGCUAGCUGCAGCCCCGCGCACUCCACUACUACAGACUUAGGACAAUCUUCGGGUGGCGUCGUGGCUGAGUAGCCACCCCGCGAUCCUUUUAUAAACUAUAUUCUCUAUAGCUCGAAUCGAGAUGUUAUCAUUUUUGAGAUGUAAAUUUACCAAGUUCAGUAAGCAUUUGAGUACAUAUAUUUAUAGCGUCGUUUAUAUCUCUCCUAAUUAGCCAUCGUUGACUACGCAUUUUUCGAUGUUUAUUGAAUUGUUCGAAGAUAUAUAGGUAGUUGUAAGUAAAAAUUGUUGCGGUAUUUAUGAGCGCCAAUCGCGUGUGAUAGCCAGCUCACGGCCGCAAAUGGCACCGGCUUGUUCCCACCCACUGGUACUGUGUGGUAGUUAGGUAUCUAUUGGACGGAAUGAGGAUCUCAUGGCGAUCAAUCAAAUUAAAAUAGUAUUGAAAAUUUCAAUUUAGUCAUGUCCUCCCGUCCUGUUUGUAUUUUAAAGGCAGAGUACUGGGUGCCCUGUGAUUUUAAGAAAGCUGUUCCCAACAAGUUCUGCAUUUCCGUGCAUUUUGAACGAAUUGACAAACCUUUGGCCCCUUUUGAGUAUUAUCGUGGUUAUAGAGGAAAAAAAUAUUCAGGUAUCUUGCUUGUAUGUAGGUAAGAACAUACAUAUUUACUAUAGAUAUAUUUUAAUAUGACCAAACUGAAACAAAAGAAAAAAUAAUUCUAAAAUAUUAGUUUAUUUCAAUUGAUUCUUCAUAUGACCACACCGAUCCUACUUAAUCGGAUCAUUGGUAGUUUGACACAGAGUGGGAAUAUUACAUUGUGCUGAAACUUCCGUGAAUAGUUAGUUGCAAAGAAAAAAAAUGUUUAUAUCAAAUCUUAUGAGACAAUGAUGUAAUUCGAUAUUCUUAAAAAUUAAGUACUUACCGAGAUGUGGGUAGAUAGAGCUGUGUGAACUCUGACGUCAUAUUACCUGAGCAAAGAUCGAUCAAUAUUUAAUAUCUCUAGAAUAAUGUAGGAAAGCGGUACAUAACAAAAUGAUGGACAUGUAUAUCUUUUUGUCCCAUCACAAUCAAAAAAGGCACCCGCCAACUCACUAUAGUUUGCCAACAGCUGACCCUCAGAGCUGACCAACCUGCAAUUUGACCACUUGACAAUGCGAUUGAUAAUAUGACGUCACAGUCAUUAAAAGAUAGAAAACUCAAUAUAGAUGACCUGUUUUUUUUUUAAAUAUAACUUUGAUGUUUAUUUGUACUAUCAAAAUUAUCCUUUCACCCUGUUUUCAUGUUUGUUAUGAGCCUCUAUAAUGAGGUAAAUUUGUCCAUCACACAACUCAUUUCUAUUUUAUACAAAAUUGUCUUAGUUACCAGUGCGCCGUUGUGUAAGUACCUGCCGCUCGCUCGAUUCUAUUCUUGUAUUGUGUAAAUUCUGUACGGUGUCGUCGUUUAAAUAUAAGUGUAUAAAAAUGCAAUAAAUUAGUCACUACCUAUGUCGAUAUGAGUUUUGUAAAGUUUAGAUGAACCGAAUGCAUAAUAUAUUCUAUUGUUAUUAGUGCACGACCGCCUGUUGAAGGCGACGAGUCUCGUUCAACAUUUUGACUUUCGUAUCAUGCUGGUACUUCUUACCCCCUCAUCUGUGUAAGCAAAAUUUAUUUCAAAACUCUGUCUAUGUAGCCCUCCAUUUUGUUUUUCACGACCGCAAAUUAAAAAGUUUUCCGAGAGGACGAUUUUCCUUUUAUUAUUCGAGUUGAACUGUAACAUCAGGGCUUCAGUUAUGUCUUUAAUCAACCCUGAAUAGUUUCGCCACAAAGUUAUCUAUAUAUCAGAUGUGUAAAUUAAAAACGAUUACUAAAUAUGAUAAAACGCCAAAUAAGAAAAAUGAAAAUAAUUUUCUGAACUUGUGGCAGAAAUCCGUCAUCUCCACAGACAGGGAAUUUUUGACGUUGGCAGAAAUCUGCCAUUUACACAGACGAAGGGAUAUGGCUUUAAGUAUUUGCUUUUUAUUAAUAUGACAGCAGUAUAUCCAUAUCAUGCUCUAUAUUCCCACACGAACAAAGAAUGUGACUCAUUUCUUUGUCUUAGGUACUCUUAGGUACGAAUAGUAUUCGCAAGUGGGAUUCCUUGCACGCGUAUGUGUUCCCACCUUCUGACAACCUGGGAGCCCACGGUCCACCGCCUAUCGAAAUUUCUAUGGCUAUAGCUUAUGAUUUGAUUAAUUCAUUUUGUUAUUUCUGACCGCCGAAGGUAUUCAAAUAUUUCACGCUCAUUUUCUUUAAUAUUGUUAUGACCAAUGCAAAACAAAAGACGCGAGGCAUUUGAAAACCUUCGGCGGUCAGAAAUAACAAAUGAAUCCAUGAGCUAUACUUACAACAAUCCCGAUAGGCGGUAGCCCCCUGCGGUCUUUUAAAGCAUUUCUGCGGGUCGGCAAGGUGAGGAUGGUUGGUGUGGCAGUUCAUAAAUGCUGCAUCAGCUAUCUUUGCGUUAGGACUUUACCGCUACUAAACAUCAAAGGUGGGAUUUCAUUUCUCAUUUACCUACCUAGCUGUAAAAAAGGGAGAGACUGCUGUCAAAACCACAAAAAGCAAAUAUGACCGUGUGGAGUGCCUAGCAUAACGCAUUUGACUGUUUUCCGGUUCCAAGUUUUUCAAGAUGUUUGUCAAGAUGUUGAGCGAAGUUGUCCGCCGGAGUGUGUGUAGGGUAGUUGUCCCCCGAGCGACGACCGCGCGCAACUUUGAUGCAUUUACUAUUUAUGUACUUAUAUUUCGAUGUUUUCACUUAUAAUCUUUUAACGUUACGCUGCCAUCGUAUACUUGACCGCUUCUCUGCGUCGUUCGCGUUUCAUCGACUCAAUGAUUAGAUUACGUUGAUGCAAUAUUAUGUAUGUAAGAAUGAACGUACUAUGUAAUGUUAAAAUGAAAAUAAUUCUAUCAGUUUAGAAAAAAGUCUGAAUUAUGAAGAAAAUAUAUAAAUUUUUGCUUUCCA
Molecule: messenger RNA, 6526 nt
Organism: Chilo suppressalis (striped riceborer)
Lineage: Eukaryota; Metazoa; Arthropoda; Insecta; Lepidoptera; Crambidae
Source: the annotation of a GenBank genome assembly